UGCUACAGUGCGCGGCCAGCUGCGAUGGUGAGCUACGGUUGCGCGAAAACCAACAGUGGUCAACUCGAGUGCUUCGUUGAGUUCAAAGUGUCUAAAGAGAAAAAAGGAACCAACGGCAUGGGCUUGGUGACAAGAUGCUUCGAAAUCCUGGCCAUCAUCGGCUCGAUUCUGCUCAUCCUCACGACUCUUCCAUUCUCUCUGUGCGUCGUGUUCAAAGUCGUGCAAGAGUACGAGCGAGCCGUCGUUUUCCGCAUGGGCCGUCUCAAAGGUGUCCCGAGAGGUCCAGGUACGUUCUUCGUUCUGCCUUGCAUCGACAAUUGCGUGCGGGUGGAUCUGCGCACUGUCUCGUUUGACGUGCCGCCGCAGGAGGUACUCACCAAGGACUCGGUGACUGUCAGCGUCGACGCAGUUGUCUACUACCGUAUCAAGGAGCCGCUCAGCGCAGUCGUCAAAAUAGCCAAUUACAGUCACUCAACGAGGCUACUGGCCGCGAGUACGCUGCGCACUGUACUGGGCACCAGAAGCCUGGCCGAGAUCCUGGCCGAGCGCGAGACCAUAUCGCACACGAUGCAGAGCUCGCUCGACGAGGCUACCGAUCCGUAGGGCGUCAAGGUGGAACGAGUCGAGAUCAAAGAUGUAAGGCUACCCGUGCAGCUGCAGCGAGCAAUGGCUGCGGAAGCCGAGGCAGCACGCGAAGCACGCGCCAAAGUAAUCGCUGCCGAAGGUGAAAUGCGUGCCUCGCGCGCACUGAAGGAAGCCAGCGAUGUCAUCUCCAUGAGCCCUGCCGCUCUUCAGCUGAGAUAUUUACAGACGCUCAACAACAUAUCGGCUGAGAAGAAUUCGACCAUCAUAUUUCCACUGCCCGUGGAAAUGUUUACCGGAUUUUUCAACCAUAACGCUGCGAGACGAUAG
Molecule: messenger RNA, 912 nt
Organism: Trichogramma pretiosum
Lineage: Eukaryota; Metazoa; Arthropoda; Insecta; Hymenoptera; Trichogrammatidae
Product: band 7 protein AGAP004871-like
Exons: 6
Cellular component (GO): plasma membrane
Source: RefSeq, a predicted model, not a curated record